CUUCUCUCCACCACCGCCCCUUGCUCACCUGCGCACCUCCCAGCCGCUCUCAUCGCGUACCGCUGGCCGCCUCUCACCGCUCCUCCCUUUCCAUACACAGGAGGAGGGGCGCACAAGUCACAUGCAUCGAGCGCUGCGACUUUGCCCACGUCUCUCCCUGCGCCCUCCCUCCACCUCUGUGCUCGCCUGCUGCGCGCGGCGCACCUUCAGCAGCCCAUGUCUCUCUCGCGCUCCUCUGUACCAUGCAGCGCCUCGGCUGCCGCCGCGCCGUCGCUCGCAGCGCUGUUCGAUGCGCCGCUGCGUCCCGCCAUCGGCGGCUCGCCCGCGCUGUACCUGCCUGCGCUGAGCGCACUGGGGCCGCGCGUCUUCGUGCUCUUCGUCUGCGGCAACCCGGGCGUCGCGGAUUACUACGAGACGUACCUGCGCACACUGCAGUGCUCGCCUCUACUGCAAGGCCGCCUCUCCUCACUCUGCGUCUCGCACCGCGGCCAUGCGGCCUCUCAGCGCUCCACGCGUCUCGCAGACCAGAUCGCACAGCAGGUGCAGCUGCUCGACUCGAUCCGCGCCUCGCAUCCGAGCCAGGAGGUCAAGGUGGUCUUGAUCGGCCACUCCGUGGGCGCAUGGAUCGCGCUCGAGGCGCUCAAACAGCGGCCAGAGGCAGUCAAUGCCGUGCACUUGCUCUUCCCGACGGUGGCGUGGAUCGGCAAGACUCCAAAUGCGGGCAAGCUUCGUCCCUCCUGCCUGCAAGCCAAGCCCGUGGCUCGGCGCAUGUCCUCUUUCCUCUCGCUGCGUCGUCGAGCAGAGGCAAAGACAGGUGGUGUCAGUGGCAGCAAUGGCGGCAGCACAAGUGGCGGCGCGGGACAUAGCAAGACUGCCUCCAGUCCGACGCCCUCGCGCAUCCCCGUGGCGGCGGCCUCGCCGCGCCGCCUUGCGCGCAGGCUCGCCGCGGCGGCGGCGGCGCCUGCUCUCGUCGUGCAUACCUCCUCGACGCCCAAUGGCGCCAGCCUCGCAGAGUCGACUGAGCUCGAGCUCGAAGAGGAAGCGGAAGAUGACGGCUCCCUGACGGAAGUCGCCGCCUCUUCCUCCUCCUCCGACGACGAACGCGGCGACGGCGUGGCGCGGCGCCUGUUGUUCAAGACUGCAGCUCCCGCCGCAGAGGAGGGAGCAAAGUGGCCGAGCCUGACGAGCACAGUGUGUGAGCUGGACACGCCGCAUGCCUUCUGCCUGAAGCAUGGCCGAGAGAUGGCCGACGUCGCGGCGACAUGGCUCGCGAGGGACUUUGAGACGGAGGUGCAGGAGUAA
This is a messenger RNA of Tilletiopsis washingtonensis, 1302 nucleotides long. RefSeq lists its product as hypothetical. The record is from RefSeq and is a predicted model, not a curated record. The transcript is spliced from 3 exons. Gene Ontology annotation, molecular function: lipase activity. Gene Ontology annotation, biological process: lipid storage. The coding region runs from base 217 to 1302 and encodes 361 amino acids. Lineage: Eukaryota; Fungi; Basidiomycota; Exobasidiomycetes; Entylomatales. Gene Ontology annotation, cellular component: lipid droplet.